Messenger RNA from Synchytrium microbalum, 1056 nucleotides. RefSeq lists its product as uncharacterized. The coding region runs from base 1 to 1056 and encodes 351 amino acids. The record is from RefSeq and is a predicted model, not a curated record. NCBI's taxonomy places the organism in Eukaryota, Fungi, Chytridiomycota, Chytridiomycetes, Synchytriales, Synchytriaceae. The transcript is spliced from 8 exons. Gene Ontology annotation, cellular component: Golgi apparatus.
AUGGGCGAUGAUAUCUAUGAUACUCUAUUGGAUCCAAGGCAAGCUCAUCUCGCUCUCAUCGGCUCAUUCCAAGGAUUCAUCUUAUUCGAAGUGUACUGGUUUACGAUACCGUCGUGGAAUACAGGACUGGGGUCUGGCGGGGUCGUCAUAGUAUACUGCUCAUUACUGAUCAUUGCUCAAUUCUUUGCUGCUGCAUUUGCUUGGGAUGCUCAAAUCCAUAAAAACGCAUUACAAGUCAUAUUCAACGUCGGAGUCUUCAACUUGGGAUCAUUUGUCUAUUCCCUGAUCCAGCUUAAGCAGCUAACCGAUUUGAGAACGGGACUGACUGGUAACAGUGGCAAUGUGCAAUACAUUGACGCUGCGCUGCCAGUAUUAUAUGCUCAGAUCGCCUUCACCUUUGUCUUCUUUGUCGCUCAGAGUUACAUAGCGUAUUUAGUAUGGCAGGAAUACGGAUGGAGCAUAUGGAUGGCACAUGGCGCCUCUCUGAGGAAAAGAGCCACUCUACAAAGAUACCACUUCUUCAUCUUGUUUUUGAAGCUCAAUAUCUUCUUCCUACUGGGCAUUGUCCUCCAGGUGUUUGUAGCUGAAUAUUGGCAAGCAAAGUGGAAGAACUCGACUACGUUUUCCCUCAGGACUGUUCUCAUUCCAACAUUGGUUAUUCUGUUUCUGGGAAUGAUACUUUGGUAUAUUCUAGGAUAUUACUCAACGCACACACAAUCACCGGUGAACUAUGCUCUGAUGGGUAGCUACCUCUUCUUGUGUGCUAUAAACUUUGUAGCUAUCGGGAUCAUGCUGGUACUCUUCAACACUUCCACCGACUUUGUCAUAACACGGGAUUUCCUGAACUUCUUUGCUGUCGUAUCAUGCCUGUUUUCCAUCGCAACGAUUGCUUGGGGCGCUUUGCUGGUGAUUCUAGACUUUGAAGGCGAUUGGCUCUUCUCUGUCUUGAGAGGGUUAGAUUACUCGAGAACCCCAACAAGCUUUGUUCGGGUGGAUCCUGAGAAACGGGAUGGAGUAUCGGUGGAGUUGAAACGAAGCAGGACUGUAUUAGAUUGA